Phaeoacremonium minimum UCRPA7 is the source of this 1296-nucleotide messenger RNA. Its product is annotated as putative f-box domain protein. The coding region runs from base 1 to 1296 and encodes 431 amino acids. The transcript has a single exon. The record is from RefSeq and is a predicted model, not a curated record. Lineage: Eukaryota; Fungi; Ascomycota; Sordariomycetes; Togniniales; Togniniaceae.
AUGGCAGAUGAGAUCAGCCCGAAUUCAGGGAGGCUCCCCAAGCAGGGGACUGUUAACUCUCUACAUGUGCUCAGCCGCCGCAACCUCAUCGCUGCGACGACCAAAAGCACCGUCUUUGUCUAUCCGUUAAAAGACGGUGAUGCGAGUAAUAUUGGACCGUCAGCUGUAUUUGAUCUUGAAGGACAGGCCUUUGAGCAUAAGAACAUGACUCUGUUGAAUGCGAGAUGGAUGACUGACAAUCUUAUGGCUCUCGGUCUGCAAGGCUGCAAAGAUCCUCUUCGAUAUUUAACAAUCACACCCUCUGGAUUCGCGGUCUCUGCUGCCGCCAAAAAUUCGGCUAUGGAGGAGAAGUUUGCAAUCGACUAUGGCAGGCUCUGUGCCAACUCCUUGGUGCCCGUGACGGGUAGUCACGGCGGUCACAACCUGCUGCUCAGCGCGUGGAGGGAUGGCACAGUGAGACUGCAGGACCUACGGAGUCCGUCACCGUUCGAUCUCGUCUAUUGUGACAACAUCGACCCCUGGUCAGAGUUCGAGACACUGUUAACCUACGGCACCGAGCGAUUCAUCGGGGGAGGCAUUCACGGUGCAACCGUCAAAGUGUUCGACUUCAGGUGGACAAAGGACUACUAUCAUACCUCAGCCAUGCCCUGCGGUGGUGAUAAGCCGUUCCCUCUCCCUCAUCAGCCCUUCGCCACAGCGCCGAAGGAGAAACAACCGACAUUGGCGUGCUGUGAUCAUUUGCAGGGACACCGCUGUCGAUGGCAUGAGCUCUCGCGAGACAUCUUCUACCGCCCGAAUUGCAGCUUCUUUUUCUCAAAAUCCCUGCCUCCCGAAGAGAAGCACGCUGGAGUGUGGUCCCUUGCCAAGGCUUCAGACAUAUCCCCAAACUUUUAUAUUGGCAUCUCGGGCGGUGUAGUCGAGGCAAAUCUCCACAUGGAUGGCACUGAUCCAAACUUGGGCUUUAACAGCCACGAGGGUUUCCCCAGCAAGAAUGUUUCGUAUAAGACAGUCGACCUCAGUGCGUCACUCAUGGAAAUCGGGGACGGGCUGGCCUCGCCGCAGAACGAUAGGAACAUUCGCAUCCCAACUAUGCGCGGGAAAGGCUGGGGCUUGCGAGAGGAGCCGCUACUCGAAAUCGACCUGGCACGACGCAAGCGCCAUCGUCUCGACAUCAAGUAUCAGGUGGCCGAUGACUUCCGUCAAAUAACAGUUGAGGAGUCGCCGUGGUGGCGAACAGAUGCUUUGGAAAUGCCGCCACCACCGAUUAACGGCCGUGGCGUUGUUCGUGAUAUAUAG